This is a messenger RNA of Rotaria sordida, 3849 nucleotides long. The record is from the annotation of a GenBank genome assembly. Lineage: Eukaryota; Metazoa; Rotifera; Eurotatoria; Philodinida; Philodinidae.
AUGAAUGAUCAACCGAAAAAAAGUCAACAUAAAGUAGAUUGUAAAUCAAUAAGUGAUUUAGUUAAAUUGAAUGCAGAAAAAAAUAACAAAAAUCAUCGUCCACAAAUACAAUUAACAACAAAUCAUACAACAGAAAAUAAAACAAAUUCAUGUCAACAACAAAAACAAAAUCAUAUUCAAAAUAUUAAAUCAACACCAAAACCAUUACUUGAAUGUUUAAAACCUGAACCAUUAUUAACAUCAAAACCAUAUGAAAAAUCUAUGUCACAACGACGAAGAAAAAAUAAACCAUUUGAUCGUGAAAAUCUUGAUCGUAUUGAUGAUGAUCGAAUUAAUAAUGGUAAUAUUUCAUCACCAGAAAAAAUUGAUCAUGAACGUUCAACAAUUGAUAUUCGUGAACCAACAUCUGAACAUUUAUUAGCAUUAAAAAAAACAUUUAAUAAAAUUCUUACAGAUCGGUCUUUAUCUUAUGAUAGUCUUAACCAACGACAAUUAGUUUUUACAAAAUUACAUCAAUUUAUUACGAAAGUACGAACAGAUUGUCAAAUAAAUUUAUAUGGUUCUAUAUAUUUUGAAUGUUGUUUGGAAAAACCGGGUGUUAUGGAUAUUGAUAUACGAUUUAAAGAAACAUCACAAUAUGAUAUACUUAAAGAAUUACUUGAUUUAAUAAAAAAAAGUGAUUUAUGUAAAGAAGCUCAAAUUGAUACUGAACAUAAACCAUCAUGUAUUAAUUUAAUAACAAAUGAACCAAAUAUGCGUGUAAAAAUAACUUCAGGUUAUAAUCGUGGAUUGUAUUUAUCAAAAUUAAUUCGACUUUAUAUUAAAUUUGAUCAACGUGUUAUUAAAUUACUUCGAUUAUUUCGCAUACUUACAAAAACGUGCAAUAUUGACAAACCCGAAUUAGGAACACUUCAUCCAGUUGUUUUUCAUAUAAUGGUUAUUCAUUUUCUUCAACAACUUGAUCAACCUAUUCUACCAUGUCUUCAUGAAUAUGCUUAUGGAAUUGAUCGUGUGCCAAUAACAUUAAAUGAAAAUCAAUAUACAGAAUUUUUUAAUGUUUGUGAAAAAUAUUCCUAUGAAUGGAAAUCAAAAAAUACAACAAGUGUUGAAAUGCUUUUUCUACAAUUACUUUCAUAUUAUGUUAAAACAUUUAAUUCAAAACAAUUUGUUGUUUCAAUACAAACUCGAAUGCCAAUUAUGAAAAUUGAUAAAAAUUGGCGUAGUAGAAAAUUACUUGUUGAAGAUCCAACUGAUAUAAAACGAAGUUUAUGUCAAACAAUGCAAUCAAUGCGUUCAAUUGAGUAUUUUCGUAGUACAUUAAAUGCUUCAUUAAAUUAUUUUGCUCGAAAACAAAAACAAAAGAAAAAAUUAAAUUUAAAUCAACAUAUAAUUGAAAAUACUGAUGAUGAUUUUGUUGAAAUUAUUCCUGAUGAUAUACCAACAAAUGAACCAAUAAAUUCAUUACAUAAUUCAUAUAAAUUAUUUUAUAAACAUUUACCACCAACAAUUGUACGUGAUAUUAAUAUAAAACAAGGUCGUGUACGUGAAUAUUAUAAACGAACAUUUGAUAAUGAAAAUAAUAAAUUAUCAAAAGCAAUUAUUCAAUUGAAUUCUUUAAAUAAUAAAUAUGAUAAUUCAGUUGAUAAUGAUAUUCAAGAAGCAUUUCAACAUGAUCUUGAAAAUAAUUUUGAAAUUACGGAUGAAAAUGAUGAUGAUGAAAAUGAAAAUCAUUCACAUUUAUUAGAACAAUUAAUAUCACAUGAAGAUGAUGAUGAUGAACAAAUUUUAAAUGAUAGUUUACAACAGAUUAAUAUUGAACAACAACAAGAAACAAUUUGUGAAGAAUCUCCAACAAUUGACGGAGAAGAUCAAUCAAUUGAUGACGAUGAAUUAUCAACAAUAACGAAUGAUAUUCAGCCAGAAAAUAUAAUUAACGAUAAAGCAGAAGAAUUACAUAACAAUUUGGAAACACCAUUAUCUACCGAAGAAACAUCAAGAAAUGUUGUUGAAUCUUCAACUGAAUUACAUUCAACAGAAGAAAAUACAACAAAAUCUUCUUGUUUAUCACCAAUAAAUAUUAAAACAAAUUCUAUAACAACGAAUAAUGAUAAUAAUAAUCAAAUUCCAUCAGCAUUUAUAUCACCAAUUAAACUUGAACAAAUUAUUAAUGAUGAACAAUCAACUAAUGACAAUAAUACUUGUACAGAUAAUUCUAGUGAACUUUUUUAUGAUUUUCGACCUGAAAAUUUUCAUGCUGAACAGGGUGCUCCAUAUGUAUGUACAACUUGUAAUGGUGUUGGACAUUUAAAAAAUGAAUGUCCUGAAUUAAUUAUUCCAAAUAUGAUUGAUUUACCAGCUAUUAGUGAACAAUGGAUUGAUAUUAUUUCAAAAAUUUGUCGACAAAUUACUGAACGAUUUAAACCAAAAAAAAAUGAUAUAGAAAAUCGUCAACAAAUUUUAAAUCAAUUAGAAAGACAAUUUCAAAAAGAUUAUCCUGAUUGUAAUUUACAUGCAUUUGGUUCAUAUUAUAAUGGUUUUGGUUUUCAUCAAAGUGAUUUAGAUGUUUGUAUUGUAUUUAAAGAUGAACGAGAACAAAAUAAUGAUGAAGUUAUUAGAAUAAUGCAAAAAAUUUUACGCGCAAUGAAAUCUUCAAAUACAUUUGAUGAUGUUCGACCUAUACUUCAAGCUAAAGUACCAAUUAUUCGAACAAGACAUCGACAAUGGCGUAUUGCAAUUGAUAUUAGUCUUCAUAAUAUGCUUGCUAUUGAAAAUACACGAUUAUUAAAAACAUAUACUGAUAUCGAUCCACGUGUAUCUCAAUUAGGUUAUAUGAUUAAAUAUUUAGCAAAAUUAUGUUAUAUUGGUGAUGCAAGUCGAGGUACAUUAUCCAGUUAUGCAUAUAUUAUUAUGCUUAUUCAUUUUUUACAACAAAUUCAACCGGCUGUUUUACCCGUUCUUCAACAGUUAAAAGAUCCAACAAAUAAAAUUUCAAUGCAUAAAAAAUGUUCAAAAUGGAAUGUUUAUUUUUAUGAAGAUUUAUCUAAACUUAAAGAUAUUUGGAAAAAUGAAAAUAAAUUAUCAUCUGGUGCAUUAUGGAUAGAAUUUUUACGUUUUUAUACAGAACAAUUUAAUUAUGAAGAACAUGUUGUAACUAUUCGACAAAUUGAACCAUUAUUAAAACAUGAAAAAGGAUGGCUUAGACAAACAAUAGCUAUCGAAGAUCCAUUUGAAUUAAGUCAUAAUUUAGCCGGUGGUCUAUCUCCUCGAAAUUGGAUUAUUAUUCGUCGAGUUUUUAUUCGUGCUCGUCAACAAUUUGGUAUACAACCUGAAAAUAUCAAUAUUACAGGUCCAAAUAUGUCACUUAUUGAGGAAACAUUAUUUAAUAUUGAUGAUUUAUGUCCAACAAAUGCACCUAAACGAUGUGAAUGGUGUAAAGGUCCAUAUCAUAUUCGAAAACGUUGUCCAAAAUUAGCAUCAUUAGCUAAUGAAAAUGAAAAGAAAAAACGAACAAUUAAUCAUAAUGAACAACAAUCUUAUAUGAACAAUCAUUUAACACAUACAACAAAUAAUUUUCGAAAUAAUGUACAAUAUAAUAAUAAUAAUGGUAAUAGAUAUAUUCAUCCAAAAUCUGCUCCACCAAAUCAACGUCCUUUUCAAUAUACAACUAAUGAAAAAUCAAGAGAAUAUAAUAAUUCAUUAGAACAAUCAACAAAUAAUUCACAUCGUUCAUAUCAAUCUAAUCAUCAUAGGAAAGAAUGUUAUAUUUGUAGAAGUACUGAACAUCUUAAAGCACAAUGUCCAUCAUUACAAAAGAAAAAUACAGUUCCAAAACAAAAAUUUUCUAGCUAA